CCCGGGGCCGGUUCCGGGCCCGCCCAGCGCAGCCCUCCUCGCGCACCUGGGGCGGGCAGAAGUGGCGGCGAGUGGCCCCUGCUCCGCCGGAGGCCGAGCAGAGUCGAGGACUGCAGUCCUUCCGGUGGAAAGGCUGCCCUCGGUAGUUCUCGGACGGGGCCAGCGGCCGGGCCUGCAGCGCGCUCCUCUCCCAGGCUCAGGGACCCCCGGGCGUCGCGGGACGGGUAGUGCCGGGACAAGGCGGGCGCAGAGGCCCAGCCUGCAAUCUCGGUCGGCCCGGGGAGAACCAACAGAAGGCCUCAGCCAGCACUCAGCCUAGGGGACGAGUCGCGCCGCAAUUUCCUAAGAAGACUUCGUGUUGAGGCGUUCAAGUGACUCUUGAGAUCAUAGUCUGGUUUUAGGAUACAAUUUUUGAAACCCAAGCCCCCGUCAGAAUUCCUCCCGUCGGCUUCUUCCUCCUUUGCAGACCGAAGUGGGGUGUGUGGGCCGAAGGCCGAGCUGCGUUGCCCCAGAAGUGGUGGAUUGCUUGGGGAGGUACUGGGAGGUCACUCCUGGAAAUUCUCCCUCCAUCCCAGAGCUUCGGGGUCAGGGUUUCUCCUGUCCACCUCGGGACUCUUCCCGUCUCCAAAGUUAUUAGCAAAAGAGAGGAGGUGAAGAGGAAACUCCUCCCCCGCCAAAGGCAGGUAGACACCCAGACCUGUGCUCUCAGAGCUCACACCAGGGCUUUCUCCUCGCUAUAAUUAAUAGUCAAGGCCAACCCUUUUGGCACGUUUCUUUCUCUCUCCCGUGCGGGUGGCAGCGUCGUUCGAGUCCCUGAGGCCAGAAACUUUCACUCCAGUUCUCCGGAGGGAGGCCCGCGCCGGCUGUUUUCCGCGCUGCCCGCAAAUCCCCUUUUCUUUCUCUCUCCUGUUCCUCUUGGUCGUCUUCCGAGCCGCAGGCCGGUCGCCAGUCCGCGUAGUUUUGUUUCCUUUCCAUCAUGCAGAAAAUUAAUCAGCCCGGACGAGAAGCAGAGCUGAGCCCGGCGGCCUGUAAUUAAGGGACGUGUGCCCUUCGGAUUAUCUCGUUAGUUUAUCAAGAAAACAUUUAUUAUAAUUAAUUCUCGGACGAGUUCCACCACUCCAAACCCACCCACCAAGGACUCUGAAUCUGUCCAGCCCGGGCGAAGCAAGACCUUCCGGCUGGGUCCCCCGGAUUUGGGCCGACUUUGCGCCUCCAAACAACCUUAGCAUGAUGUCUUAUCUUAAGCAACCGCCUUAUGCAGUCAAUGGGCUGAGUCUGACCACUUCGGGCAUGGACUUGCUGCACCCCUCGGUGGGCUACCCGGGGCCCUGGGCUUCUUGUCCCGCAGCCACCCCUCGGAAACAGCGGCGGGAGAGGACGACAUUCACCCGAGCGCAGCUAGAUGUGCUGGAAGCACUGUUUGCUAAGACCCGAUACCCAGACAUCUUCAUGCGGGAGGAGGUGGCGCUGAAAAUCAACUUGCCUGAGUCCAGGGUACAGGUAUGGUUUAAGAAUCGAAGAGCUAAGUGCCGCCAACAGCAGCAGCAACAGCAGAACGGAGGUCAAAACAAAGUGAGACCUGCCAAAAAGAAGACAUCUCCUGCCCGGGAAGUGAGUUCAGAGAGUGGAACAAGUGGCCAAUUCACUCCCCCCUCUAGCACCUCAGUCCCAGCCAUUUCCAGCAGCAGUGCUCCUGUGUCUAUCUGGAGCCCAGCUUCCAUCUCCCCACUGUCAGAUCCCUUGUCCACCUCCUCUUCCUGCAUGCAGAGGUCCUAUCCCAUGACCUAUACUCAGGCUUCAGGUUAUAGUCAAGGAUAUGCUGGCUCAACUUCCUACUUUGGGGGCAUGGACUGUGGAUCUUAUUUGACCCCUAUGCAUCACCAGCUUCCUGGACCAGGGACCACACUCAGUCCCAUGGGUACCAAUGCAGUCACCAGCCAUCUCAAUCAGUCCCCAGCUUCUCUUUCCACCCAGGGAUAUGGAGCUUCAAGCUUGGGUUUUAACUCAACCACUGAUUGCUUGGAUUAUAAGGACCAAACUGCCUCCUGGAAGCUUAACUUCAAUGCUGACUGCUUGGAUUAUAAAGAUCAGACAUCUUCAUGGAAAUUCCAGGUUUUGUGAAGACCUGUAGAACCUCUUUUUGUGGGUGAUUUUUAAGUAUACUGAGCUGGACAUUCCAGUUUUAGCCAGGCAUUGGUUAAAAGAGUUAGAUGGUAUAAUGUUCAGACUCAUCUUCUGAUCAAUGUCCUGGGAGGCAUAGAAGGAAAAUGAAAGGCCUUAGUGGGGCCUACCAACCAGCUACCUGAAAUGGACAAACCAAUCUACUUAAUACUUAAGAUCCUGUUAUAGUUUUAGAUCAUUGGUUUUCCUGAUUCACAAAGUGAUCGAAAGCAUUCUAGCAAUGUGCAACCAAAUACCACCAAAAAUAAACAAGAAGAACUAAAUUGUGAGGGGAAGGAGGGAAGGACAUAGCCUUCUUAAGCAGAGGUGUUCCAAUGUUUUAGCCAAUCCUUGGUUGAAUCUUAGGAAUGGACAGUGUCUCAAGCUCACUCACGUUUCAUGACCAACUGGUAGUUGGCACUGAAAAACUUUUCAGGGCUGUGUGAAUUGUGCGACUGAUUGUCCUAGAUGCACUACUUUAUUUAAAAAAUAAUGUUCAUAAGGAGUCAAUAUGUAGUUUAAGAGACAAUCAGUGUGUGUCUUAUAUAAAUGGUACAUCUGUGGUUUUUAAUCUGUGCUAGACUUCAAAACUGUGAUCUCCUGUUAUUGUAUGCAACCUUGAACUCCACCUCUGCAGGGGUUCUUCUGUGAUUAAAUAGGUUAUAAUUAUAAAUAAAUUCAGAGCAACUGAGUACUUAUCUAAAAAGAUUACCUUUGGCUGGAGGUGAGCUGCACUGAAACUUUACAACAAAAUGUCUCUGGACAAGGAGAGUAAGAGAAGAGAAACAAAAGGACACUAAUUCAUCAUGUAAUUUACUGUUGGUAAACCUAGCAGUAAAGAGACAUUGGUCAAUUGCUCUGACCCUGAUGAAUUUAUAAGCUGAGAUCAUCGUUGUUUAUGCUUGCAGAUGUUAACUGGAAAAGUUAUAUAUGCAUAAACCUUUCUUCCUGAUUUGGCAGAUAUGUAUAAUUAUAUUAAAUUGGUUCUAGCACAA
Messenger RNA from Bubalus bubalis (water buffalo), 3155 nucleotides. RefSeq names its product orthodenticle homeobox 2 (gene OTX2). NCBI's taxonomy places the organism in Eukaryota, Metazoa, Chordata, Mammalia, Artiodactyla, Bovidae. Bases 1228 to 2121 code for a protein of 297 amino acids. Gene Ontology annotation, molecular function: RNA polymerase II cis-regulatory region sequence-specific DNA binding; DNA-binding transcription factor activity, RNA polymerase II-specific. Gene Ontology annotation, biological process: multicellular organism development; regulation of transcription by RNA polymerase II. Gene Ontology annotation, cellular component: nucleus. The record is from RefSeq and is a predicted model, not a curated record. The transcript is spliced from 4 exons.